CCGCAGGGAGGCGCCAGAACACACCGUCGGGGGACAAUGAGGACUACGUUUCCCAGCAUCCCGCGCGCCGGCACCCACUUCCGAAGCCUUGGGCAAGAUGGCUGCGCCCGAGGAGCACGGUUCUGCGACCGAAGGGCCCCAGCCGGCCGCGGAGGAGGAGGACACUAAGACGUUUAAAGACCUGGGUGUGACGGAUGUAUUGUGUGAAGCUUGUGACCAGUUGGGAUGGGCAAAACCCACCAAGAUCCAAGUUGAAGCUAUUCCUUUGGCCUUACAAGGCCAUGAUAUCAUUGGACUGGCAGAAACUGGUUCGGGAAAAACAGGGGCCUUUGCUUUGCCCAUUCUGAAUGCACUGCUGGAGACGCCCCAGCGUUUGUUUGCUCUAGUUCUCACCCCCACUCGAGAGUUGGCCUUUCAGAUCUCAGAGCAGUUUGAAGCCUUGGGGUCCUCCAUUGGUGUACAAUGUGCUGUGAUUGUAGGUGGAAUUGAUUCAAUGUCUCAAUCUCUGGCCCUGGCAAAAAAACCACAUAUAGUAAUAGCAACUCCUGGUCGACUGAUUGACCACUUGGAAAAUACAAAAGGUUUCAACUUAAGAGCUCUCAAAUACUUGGUCAUGGAUGAAGCAGACCGGAUAUUGAAUAUGGAUUUUGAGACAGAGGUUGACAAGAUCCUCAAAGUGAUUCCCCGAGAUCGGAAAACAUUCCUCUUCUCUGCUACCAUGACCAAGAAGGUGCAAAAACUUCAGCGAGCAGCUCUGAAGAAUCCUGUGAAAUGUGCUGUUUCCUCUAAAUACCAGACAGUUGAGAAAUUGCAGCAAUAUUAUGUUUUUAUUCCCUCUAAAUUCAAGGAUACCUACCUGGUUUAUAUUCUAAAUGAAUUGGCUGGAAACUCCUUUAUGAUAUUCUGCAGCACCUGUAACAAUACUCAGAGAACAGCUUUGUUACUCCGAAAUCUUGGAUUCACAGCCAUCCCGCUCCAUGGGCAAAUGAGUCAGAGCAAGCGCCUAGGAUCCCUUAAUAAGUUCAAGGCAAAGGCUCGUUCCAUUCUUCUGGCAACUGACGUUGCCAGCCGAGGGUUAGACAUACCUCAUGUAGAUGUAGUUGUCAACUUUGACAUUCCUACCCAUUCCAAGGAUUACAUCCAUCGAGUAGGUCGAACAGCGAGAGCUGGGCGCUCUGGAAAGUCUAUUACUUUUGUCACACAGUAUGAUGUAGAGCUCUUCCAGCGCAUAGAACACUUAAUUGGGAAGAAACUGCCUGUGUUCCCAACACAGGAUGAUGAGGUUAUGAUGCUGACAGAACGUGUGGCUGAAGCCCAAAGAUUUGCCCGAAUGGAGUUGAGAGAGCAUGGGGAAAAGAGGAAACGCUCACGAGAGGAUGCUGGGGACAGUGAUGAUAAAGAGGGUGCUAUUGGAGUCAGGAAUAAGGUGGCUGGAGGAAAAAUGAAGAAACGGAAGGGCCGUUAAUCGCUGUUCGAAAGACUUGAUCUCUGCUUUCUGUUCUGUAAAAGAGAAUUGAAGAAGAGAAUGAAACCACCUCCAGCAGAGAUCGUCAGACUGAAAUCUGGCUGCAUUAUGCCUAGAAUCUGCUCCGCGAACUCAAGUCUUCUGCCUGCUUUCUGUGUGUUGGGGCAUCGUUGCUGCAGAUUCAGUUUACAGUGGUGAUGUCAAGACUGUUCCUGUCCUUCCACUUUGGUUCCUUGCUCGUGAAAGGAGGGGAUGUACUCUUCUAUCAUUUCACACAGACCUUUUGCCUUUUGUAGCUGCAAGUCAAGGACUGGGUCAGUGAAGCCCAUGACCCAUAUGUAAUUGUAAAGGAAAGAGGCUCGGACAUCUAUGAUACUUAAGACAUCUUGACUUGUGCUUCAUUAGAGCUAAUGUGAAACAAUAAAAGUAUUAUUUUUAAAGAUUCAAAA
This is a messenger RNA of Carlito syrichta (Philippine tarsier), 1914 nucleotides long. It is a transcript of the gene DDX47, whose product is annotated as DEAD-box helicase 47. The transcript has 12 exons. Gene Ontology annotation, molecular function: ATP binding; RNA helicase activity; nucleic acid binding. Bases 98 to 1465 code for a protein of 455 amino acids. The record is from RefSeq and is a predicted model, not a curated record. NCBI's taxonomy places the organism in Eukaryota, Metazoa, Chordata, Mammalia, Primates, Tarsiidae.